Messenger RNA from Populus euphratica (Euphrates poplar), 417 nucleotides. RefSeq lists its product as uncharacterized. Lineage: Eukaryota; Viridiplantae; Streptophyta; Magnoliopsida; Malpighiales; Salicaceae. The record is from RefSeq and is a predicted model, not a curated record. The transcript has a single exon. Bases 1 to 417 code for a protein of 138 amino acids.
AUGGAGAAUCUCAAGGUUCUUGUGCUUACAUUUUUCGCUGUCUUCUUAUUACUUGUGUUCGACGCUAAUGGCCAGCUGACUCCUAUGCCUCAACGCCCAUUAUGUGUCUCCCAAAUUGCACUGGUGAACUACGCGUGUGGAAGUUUAAUUCUAGCGCCACCAGCUGCCACCUCCCUUCCCUCCACCGUUGUCUUCCCUGCAGAUGAUGAUAACAACCACGGGCAUAGGAACGGACAGAGGCAUGGCCAUGGAGGAACGCAAGAAGAUACUUGUUGCCGGUGGCUUAAUGAUGUGGAUGACGAAUGUAUCUGUGAAUUACUGGUUCGCUUGCCACCCUUCCUUUCAAGGCCUCGCCAUGAAUACACUAUCAAGAUUGAUGACUCUUGCAGUGUUUCCUACACUUGUGGAUUUACGUGA